This is a messenger RNA of Triticum aestivum (bread wheat), 1177 nucleotides long. RefSeq names its product gluconokinase-like. Bases 302 to 919 code for a protein of 205 amino acids. The record is from RefSeq and is a predicted model, not a curated record. Gene Ontology annotation, molecular function: gluconokinase activity. NCBI's taxonomy places the organism in Eukaryota, Viridiplantae, Streptophyta, Magnoliopsida, Poales, Poaceae. The transcript has 4 exons. Gene Ontology annotation, cellular component: cytoplasm.
UCGACGUGCUGCUAAUGCUGAAUCAUGGCCAUAGAGGAAGGGUAUAGCCUUUUUUCCCUUCCUUUUUCUGGUGAGCUGGCCAGAGAUAUAUAUAGAGAGAGAGAGAGACGGGACGGGGACGGCAAGCAGAGUCAACCCUGACCCUGAGAAACGGAAAGGCGACGAGCGGUGUCGUCCUCGGCACUCGAACUCACUCAAUUCGUUCGCCGGCCGCGCUUACUUCGUGUGCUCCUCUUCUCCCUCGUCCCGCCGUCGCCGCCGCAGAGGAAGCGUCGGAGAGACCGCCGGAGGGAGGAGCGGCAUGGCCGGCCCUGACCUCCUCCGCCCAGAUCCAGGUCUGGCCAUCGUGGUCAUGGGGGUCAGCGGCUGCGGCAAAUCCUCUGAUGCCAAUUUUCUGUUCUGCCGCAGGACCGUGGCGGCGAUGCUCGCGGAGGCGCUGGGCUGCGGCUUCGUCGAGGCGGACGACUACCACUCCCAGACAAACAAAGAUAAGAUGAGCAGGGGCGUCCCGCUCACCGACGAGGACCGCCUCCCGUGGCUGGAGUCGCUGCGCGACGCCAUCCGGGACCGGCUGGGCCGCGGCGAGGACGUCGCCGUCAGCUGCUCGGCGCUGCGGCUAGGGUACAGGGAGGUGCUCCGAGAAGGUGAUCGGAACUACAAGCCAGGGAGCUACGGGUCCUGCAGGGUGAAGUUCGUGUGCCUGGAGGCGUCGGCGGAGGUGAUCGCCGAGCGAGUGGAGCGGAGGGCGGCGGAAGGGGACCACUUCAUGCCGGCGAGCCUGGUGCGGAGCCAGCUGGACCUGCUCGAGAUCGACGCGGCGGAGGGGAUCACCGUAGUCGACGCCACCGUGCCCGCCCACGCCAUCGUCGAAGCCACCAUCACCCAGUUCAGGGAGGAGCUGGCCUCGACGGCGCGCUGACAACCGAGAGUUCCUGCUGGUUCUUGUUUCUGAAUCCAGCUUCAUUUCCGUCAGUGUGCUGGACUGGACAGACAUUAUGCAGUCCACUGUCCACAUACAGCUUGUAAAAAGAGGCUUGCAGACAAGCAAGAUGCCAUCAACCUCAACAUUACCCAGUUCAUUCAAAUUCAAACAUUCAUACUCAUGAUGAAACAGGCAUGUCGCCACCCUUCUCAAACCUAGCUAAUAAUAACGGUGACCAAACUGCUAUUGUUCUAA